GGUGGCGACGUGCCACGUCACUGCGCUUAUAUACGUGUAGUCGUGACGCAACAGUCUCGGGAUUAGCUGUCUGGCAGCAGCCAAGGAGCUGGAUGUUAUUUGCCUUGCGGGACGUUUAAGCAGCGCUCCUUCGUUAAGAAAAUCGUGACUGCCCGCGGAAUGCAAAACGACCAAUGCUUUUUUUGCUUGACGUCUAUUAUUGAGUCCUAAGAAGGGCAGCAUUUUUGAGAUUAAAACAAGAGCAUGGCCAGUCCGCACUCUCCAGGGCAGCCGGUUCUCCCUGUCAGCUUAAAUCUCAACCACAACAAUAACAACAACAGUAGCAGCGUAAAAAAAUGUGGUUAUCUACGGAAACAGAAGCACGGACAUAAACGGUUUUUUGUAUUGAGAGAAGCCGGUGAGGGUUGUCCUGCCGCCAGGCUGGAAUAUUAUGAGAGUGAGAAGAAGUGGAGGAGCAAGUCUGCCGCAGCCAAGCGAGUGAUUUCUCUGGACAGCUGUCUUAAUAUCAACAAACGAGCCGACGCCAAGAAUAAGUACCUCAUUGCUCUGUACACCCGGGAUGAGUACUUCGCUGUGGCCGCGGACAGUGAGCAGGAGCAGGAGAGUUGGUACCGAGCUCUCACCGAGCUGCUCAGCAGCGGCAGAGGAGUAAAGGAGGCGAGUGGCUGCGCAGGUACAGGAGGCUGCUGCUGUUGCCCAGGCACUGCCAAUUGCACCACUAGCUGCACCACUAACCAUCUUGCACUGACAGAGGACUAUGGACUCAUCACUCCAGCAAAUGCUGUCUAUAAGGAGAUGUGGCAAGUCAACCUAAAACCUAGGGGUCUGGGCCAAAUUAAAAACAUGACUGGAGUGUACCGGCUGUGUUUGUCUGCUCGCAGCAUCAGCUUUGUGCGUCUGAACAGCGAAACCCCUUCAGUCACUCUGCAGCUAAUGAAUAUUAGACGUUGUGGCCACUCCGACAAUUACUUUUUCGUAGAGGUGGGCCGCUCAGCCUCCACUGGACCUGGGGAGAUCUGGAUGCAAGUUGAUGACACGGUUGUAGCUCAGAGCAUUCAUGAGACAAUUUUGGAGGCGAUGAAAGCUAUGCGAGAGCUGGUUGAGUUCAGACCUCGUAGCAAAAGCCAGUCCUCAAGCUCAAACCCCAUCAGUGUGCCAGGCAGAAGGCAUCACCUGAACCAAUUGCCUCCUAGCCAGACUGGCUUGACAAGGAGAACCCGAACGGAUUUGCCUUCUUCUUCUGUUUGUGUUUCAGCUAGCACAUCCUCCCGGCUUCGCACUGCUAGUGAAGGUGACAAUCUAAGCAACAGGACAGUCGCUGGAAGUCCUCUAAGCCCCAGUAUGCUUCGUGCGCCACUUAGCCGAUCCCAUACAUUGAGUUUAUGUGGACGAAAUUCAAAACUGUUUCCAAUUCCUGGGCCACUGCAACACAGUCGGUCAAUGUCAAUGCCUGUUCCCCGAUCCCCACCAACAGCUGCCAGUCCCAUCAGUUUAUCAUCUGGCAGUAGUAGUGGACAUGGCUCAACAUCUGAUCCACUAAUUCCACCACAGUCAUUUAGUUGUAGUGCCUCUGCAUCUGGAUCACCAACUGACACAGGUUUUAUGUCUUUGGAUGAGUACAGCUCCAGUCCUGGGGAGUUAGCAAGAGUUUAUCUGAGCUGUACUAGUGGUACUCCAGAUUCUGCUUCUGCCACUCCACCUCACCAUGGAGAGUUAAAUGGUUACAUGUCAAUGGAGAGGCAAUUUCCAGGUGUUUGUCCAUGUCGUCAUCUUGAGGGCUCUGUAGCAGAAAAGUGUGCUCGGAAGAGGACCUAUUCCUUAACUACUCCAGGAAGGCAGAGAAUGGCACCACAUCAAGUCUCGUCUGCUUCUCUUGAUGAGGCCACUCUUGUUCGUGCCACAUAUAAGGGGAGCUCUGGACUUCUGUCAUCCUCCCCUCAGGUAACUUAUCAACCUUACCCAGAGGAUUAUGCAGAUGUUGAGAUUGGCCGACAGGAUAAUGAUGGAUACAUGCCUAUGUCUCGUGGCGUUGGUGUUUCUUCCUCAGACUAUGUUCCCAUGAGCCCAGCCAGUGUCUCUGCCCCCCAGCAAAUUCUGCAGCCUCGAACCUGUUGCAUUGAAUCUUUUGAAGGUUCCCAAGAAGAUUCUCCAGAUGGCUACAUGAGAAUGUGGUGUGGUCCUAAAUCUCGGACCGUACCUGUACACCAACGUCUGUCCCCUGCCGAGUCACUGACAUCUUUUACUCCUCCAGAUUAUUUCUAUAUGCAGUCUAAAAACAGUUGUUGUCAAACAAACAGUGUGGCAUCUCGAUCUAUAAGUCCAGCAGAGGCUGAACCUUAUGUCAUGAUGAGAUCCUCAGCCUCCCCUUCUCCACAUUUUCGUAUUGCUCGUCCCUCUCGACUUGCACUACCCACUCUUCCUAGUAUGAGUGAACAUCCUCCAGAAUCAUCCAGCCCUCCAGGUGGAGAAUAUAUACAUAUCUACUUUGGGGAAACAAGACCUCAAGAAUCCCUGUCUGUGCCUCCUCCCUCUACUGCUACAGAAUCUGUCCUCCUGUCUGUUGCUGGAAGUCCAACGUCGUCCUCAUCUUCUGGUUCUGGUCCUCAACGCUCCCCAAUUUCAGACUACAUGAACUUAGACUUUUGUCCCCCUUCUCCAAAAUUAAAAAUAAAUUCCUCACUAGGUCCCAAUUCGGAUUAUACAGAGAUGAGUCCAAGGAAGAUCUCGGCAUGUUCGAUGAGUGAUGCAUCCCUCAAUGAAAGUUCCUCUUUAGAGGGGGCAGGCUCUGGUGUACAGUGUCUCACUUUACUUAUGGACAAGAUACCUGGAAACUUUAGCCUGCCCAGUCCUCCCCCAGAUCCCAACCGGGGUGCCAAGCUUAUCAGAGCAGAUCCACAAGGGGGCCGGCGCCGCCACAGCUCAGAGACAUUCUCCUCCACCACUCAAGUGACCCCUGUAUCCCCUUCAUUUGCACACAGCCCCAAAAGGCACAGUUCAGCGUCAGUGGAGAAUGUGUCCACACAUACUGGUGAGACUUUGGAGGCUCCUGAGUGUGGCAGUCCCAUGUGCAGAGAAACAUCGGCUGGUUUCCAAAAUGGACUUAAUUAUAUUGCUAUGGAACUGUCACCUGAGAAGCGAAACCUGCUGCUACUAACACAAGCAUCAUCCAGGGGACAUCUACCUGCCCUGGGACUUGCAAGCCUUGACAUUGGCUCUUAUCCAAGCAUUGAUUUCUUGGGACAUAACAGGCUAACGGGUGCAACGACUGUCAGAGAGUAACAACACUAACUCUACAUUUAACAAAAGAAGAUCCUUGAGCCUACUUUUUCAACCAGAUGCUGCUAAAGUUUUGUUAUUUCCUAAUGGAUGGACAGAGUUUUGCUCAGGUAUAUACUGUGCUGAACUUGGCUACCGCAACAAAGUGAGCUUGCCCCUGUGCUGUUCAGUGGCAUUAUUCGUCAUGAUACACUUAUGACACAAAUCGCUGGAAACCGAUCUUGAGAGAAACGAUAAUUAUAUUCAUGCAAGAUGGUAACUAAUAACUGAGGCCUUCAUCUACCUACUUUAUUUAUUCUUCUGUAGGCUGGGAUAUUUAUGGGCAUCAAAUAAAACCGUAACAUCUGGCAUAUUUUACAAUAAAAUGUACUGGAUGUCCUACCUCAGUAAACAAAAUCAAGCAAGAGAAGAUGAUGGGUAACAGAUUUCAAGUUUCCUUGCGCAAUGGAGCUUCCUGGGUUAUUUGUCAACCCUUCAAGAACAGUCACACCAGGACACCAAGCAGAAUGCUUAAAAAGUAAUACAAUUCUUAAGAGACUUGGAAUGUUUGUUUUCAAAAGCGGACCAAAACAAAUCUAGAAAUGAAAAAAAUGUGAUAGCAGGGACAUGCUUUGCUCAGUUGAACUGAGCUUUAUUGGAGCCCUUACAUUUGGACUGACAGCUUAUUGUAUGCACUCUGAUAGCUGACAGAGAAUGGUUAUUUAUAUAAUUUACAGUAAAUUAUGUACAUUUUCACCAAACAUUUUUCGUGUGUAUUGACAAAUGAGUUUAUAUAUUUUAAUGUCAUUGCUUUUGUAGUUUUUGUUUUGUUUUAUUUUGAAGGUACUUGUAUUUAAAAUAAGGUACUUGUAUUUAAAAAAAAAAAAAAAAAAGAUUGUAAUAUGUUUAGCAGCCUCAUUGCUCUUAACCAAAAACCACAUUCAUGUGCCACACAAUGGAGUAUCCAUCCUUUGUAACAUCCCCCCCCCCCCCAUUCCAAUUUUGAAAUUAGCAGGUGGCAUGACUCUUCCACACUGACCAACCUGGUCUCAAAACAAGAUAUCACGGCUGAAGUAAUGUUGUAUAAUCAAGUGUGAAAUGGGAUUAUUGGCAGUAAAAAAACAAUAGUGCAAUGGCCGUCAGGGUCUGCUUUCCAGUGUUCUGAGAAAAGACGACAGAUACCACAUUUUUGUACUACAUAUAUUUUUUUAUAAGUAAAAAAGUAUUUCUUUAAUAUCCAGAUUACUGUAGAAGAGGCUCCCCAGCCUCCUCAGAAGCAUACCUUCUAUUAAAGUAACAGUAACAUGAAAAAAUUUAAGUCUUUUGAAGUAAUGAAAAUAUAAUGUAGUGUUGUGCUGCCCUGGUACAACCGGCAUGUUUGCUUCAGAAAUAUUUUAUAUAAAAAAGCCGCUGUGUAGCCAUGGGUUCAACCGUUCAAAGCAGAAAAAGGCACAGGAUACACAGCAGAUAACAGAUAAGCCCUGUAGUUUACAAAGGAAUCCUUCAGAACUCAUCUGUUAUCUACCGAGGCUACACAGCAGCUUUUUUUUUAUAUAAAUUAUAGUUUCUGAAGCUAACACACCAAUUUUAGCAGUGCAGGGCACAAGUACAUUAUAUUGUCAUUCCUUUAAAACACUUUAAUUUUUUGGUGUUACUGUUCCUUUAACCCGCAAUUGGUGUGAUGCUAGCUUGUUGUAAACCUGAAACAGCUGGAGAAGCAACUGUUGUUUUGAGAGAAAACUGUUCUUAUAUGAGGUGUGGGUUGGGAUCCACAGAGCUGUUAAGGGGUUUAGUACCAGUCAAGCAUGGAUGUCAUGCAUUUUGCUACAGACACCCCUUAUUCGCUUUUCUCAAGACCCACCCCUUUCCUGAGCACUGAAAACUAUUCUUUUGCUACUUCGCAGGGUUUUGAUGAGGCUGGAAGGAUCACGCAGGAUGUGGAAAUGAGUUUUUACAAUGUCCAAUACCCUGCCGUAGCAUUUAGGGGGCUGUAAAGCAAGGACAUGGAGACUGCAUGAUUUCUUUCCCUCCCAGCAGGAGAGCAGUAAGGCAGGUUAGACUGCCAUGCGAAAUGCGUGACACUUGACAGGAUUGGAUACAGUAAAUUAAAGCUUUCCAUGAAUCUGAACAAUAGAUUUUGCAAAUGUAAUUGUUAAAUAGCAGCACUAAGUCUUCCUGCUUACACAAUGAAAGUCUUACAUGUUUGGCUUGUAUUACCAGACAAAAUGAAUGUAAAUUCAUAUCUGAUUUCUUCUUUUUUUUUUCUAUUACGCUUUUUGUAGUAUAAUUCUUGUAGGCGGGGAAAAAAAACGUGCUUUAUAUGGCAAAUUCUGAACCACAAAUGAAAUGGUUUGGUUAUUAAAAUGAUUAUAGUGUACUUUUAUAUACCUUUAUCUGUCAAUGAUGUAUAAAGGCUUUCUAAAAUAUUUUUGGCUUAGUCUCCAAAUUAAAUAGAAAUAAUAUUUGCUAUGUAACCAUAUCGGCACUGAACGAACAGACCUGCUGACUUUGAAUUCUGAUUUAUACUUAAAUUAUUAACUUGUGUAGAUAAUAAAAUCAAUAUUGUGUAACUCUGUUUUACAGCAUACUUAUGCCGUUGGUGGGCUUCCUGAAAUCUAGCUCAAAUCUAGCUGUAAAGUUCACACAAAGCUUAUGCAAUAUAUACAUUUGAAAUUUAGUUUACAGAAUACAACCAAAAUGUACAGGUUUGCAUAAACACCAUAAUGUAUAUUUAUGUCUUUGUACAUCUUUGCCCAAAGUCAAAUUUGAAAAUAUUUUGCUAUUGUAAGUUCAAAAGUUAUUAGACAGUGUUUCUUUUUGUUUUGUUUUUGUUUACCGGGUACAUAUUGGUUUGAAUAUCAUGAUGUUAAAUAUAUUUCUUGCUAUUGUGGUAUGACAAAAGACUUAACUUAUCUUGCAGUGUCUUCCGAUGUAUAUGGUGUGUAUAUAUAUACAUAUAUAUAUUAAUAUAAAUGUGAUGCUGCUGGAGACGAAAAUAAACUGACCUAGAGUA
Messenger RNA from Xenopus laevis (African clawed frog), 6268 nucleotides. RefSeq names its product insulin receptor substrate 2. The transcript has 2 exons. Bases 244 to 3279 code for a protein of 1011 amino acids. NCBI's taxonomy places the organism in Eukaryota, Metazoa, Chordata, Amphibia, Anura, Pipidae. The record is from RefSeq and is a predicted model, not a curated record.